GAUAUAUAUAAAAAGACGUGUUUUCGGGGUCUCUAAAUAUCAUCUCAUACCAUCUUCUUUGUGGUGAAAGAAAAUUUCAACAAGGUUACGGUCAUGUUGAAGUCUAUACUAGUCGUGUUUGCUGUGGCGGUGUCAGUCUGUGGUGCAUUCUCAAGAGAGAAACGUGGAGAUGUUGAUUCUGCUUGGUUUGUGAGCAACACCAAGUUAUGCCUGCGUUGGUCGGGGACGUUUGACAGCUAUCAAUGUGGUGGUAGAAACGUGUCUGAAAACCUGUGCGCCAACGUCAACCAAAUGACCCCUUUUUACCACGACUGGACGGAUUGGAGGAUUGGUGGCUGUAAGAUGCAAUGGGGGAUCAUUUCCUCUGCAAGUAAUCCACCAGAUUGGCUGAGUAAAGUGAAGAUGUGCUAUCAGUGGUACGCAGAGUCUGACGCUGCUCAAUGUGGGGGUGAUGCUGGUAAAACCUACUGCGCUGAUGUCAACAAAUACACCACUGAAUAUCUUGAUGAUACAACCAAACGUGAUGGGGGCUGUAUGAUGAGAUGGAUGAUUCAAGUCCCGGACAGCUCCCCAACUUGGAUGAAAGGCGUACAGAUGUGCUUCAACUGGGAAGCAGACGGAGACGCUGCACAGUGUGGUGGAACAGCUCCAUUGAGCCAGUGCGUCAAAGCAAACAGUUGGACCGAGUACUACCGUGACAAAACGGACGACAGGAGGGGAGGCUGCAUGAUGAGCUGGGGCUUGAAGACUUCUAAUUAAAGUCAAGUAGAAAGUUAUUGAAGAUAUUUCAUUAUCUUGGUUGUUGAUUUAGAAAAAAUCAAAUGCUUGUAAUAUCACUUGAGAAAAUAAAUUCAAAAAAUAUUG
Physella acuta is the source of this 864-nucleotide messenger RNA. RefSeq names its product perivitellin-2 67 kDa subunit-like. Lineage: Eukaryota; Metazoa; Mollusca; Gastropoda; Physidae. The record is from RefSeq and is a predicted model, not a curated record.